This is a messenger RNA of Aspergillus alliaceus, 1518 nucleotides long. Its product is annotated as glycosyltransferase family 15 protein. Gene Ontology annotation, molecular function: alpha-1,2-mannosyltransferase activity. The record is from RefSeq and is a predicted model, not a curated record. Lineage: Eukaryota; Fungi; Ascomycota; Eurotiomycetes; Eurotiales; Aspergillaceae. The transcript is spliced from 5 exons. Gene Ontology annotation, biological process: protein N-linked glycosylation; cell wall mannoprotein biosynthetic process. Gene Ontology annotation, cellular component: membrane; Golgi apparatus. Bases 1 to 1518 code for a protein of 505 amino acids.
AUGGGUUUGACGCAGCGGAUCUCGAAAUGGCUGCCCUCUUCGCCGAGUCUCCCUGUGGAUGACGUAUCGCGCGAAAAGGGCCGCAACAUUUCCAGAUUCGCGUUUUUUAAGAGGAGGAUACGAUUGAAGGGCAAUUCGUCGAUUUCUAUACCCUUGGGGUUUGUUUUACUAUUUCCAUGCCUUGUAAUAGUUCUGGUUCUGCUUCUUUUUGUCCGCCAUCCUUCCUCUCCCGGAGGUAUUCUAAUUCCAGCUGGCACACCACCAUCUAUAAGAAAAAUCAGUGAAAAACAUGAUAAGGUCUUCGCUUCAGGCUGUCUGCAAGUUGAAAACGAACAGAAGGGCCCACGUGCGAAUGCCGCAUUUGUCGUCCUCGCUAGAAACAAGGAGUUAGAGGGUGUCAUCCAGUCACUCAAGUCGAUUGAGAGGCACUUCAACCGAUGGUUUCACUAUCCUUACGUAUUCCUGAACGAUGGCGAUUUCGAUGAUACUUUCAAGGAUACCGUAAAGAAUUACACUAGCGCUCCUGUGGAAUUUGGCAAGAUCGAUGAUAGCAUGUGGGGUUACCCUAAGUGGGUUGACCAUGAAGUAGCUAAGGAAGGCAUCAGAAAGCAGGGAGAUGCCGCUAUCAUGUAUGGAGGAAUGGAGAGCUACCAUCAUAUGUGCAGAUUCUAUUCUGGGUUCUUUUAUAAGCAUCCUCUCCUUAUGAAGUAUGAAUGGUACUGGCGUCUGGAGCCAGAGAUCAGUUAUUUUUGCGACAUCACUUACGACCCUUUCGUCAAGAUGGCGGAAGCGAACAAAACAUAUGGUUUUACAAUUGCAGUUAAAGAACUGCGUGAAACGGUUCCCAACAUCUUCCGCUAUGCCUCCGCUUAUAAGCGGAAGAACAAUUUCGAGUCAAAGGGACUUUGGGAGAUGUUCCUUGAGAGGCCUCCUGAGGAAGAGCAACCCAAACCGGAGGAAGGGAAACAUGAUAAGCUCCCUGAGGAGAUCCUACAGAAUGAGCCUGGAGAAAACACGGUUCCCGAUGUUGACCCUGAGGCCAUGGAAGGCGAGAAGUACAACAUGUGCCAUUUCUGGAGUAACUUUGAAAUUGCCCGCUUGGACUGGUUCCGCAGUAAGGAAUAUGAAGAAUUCUUUGAAAUGAUGGAUAGGAGCGGUGGCUUCUGGAUGGAAAGAUGGGGUGACGCGCCUAUUCACUCGCUAGCCGCAGGUGUUCUUCUAUCGCCCAGCGAUAUCCACUACUUCCGUGAUUUUGGCUACCGGCAUACAACCAUCCAACACUGUCCUGCUAACGCUCCUGCCCGGCAACUACCACGAAUCCCGUGGCUAGAGAUGACCACCGAAGAUGAGAAAGAACGGUUCGAAGAGGAUGAGUACUGGGCAAAUGCCGAUCCCGUCAAAGAGAAUGGUGUCGGUUGCAGGUGCAGGUGUGACACAGACAUCGUGGAUGUUGAAGGCAAACAAGGCAGCUGUCUCGCCGAGUGGGUAGAAGUUGCAGGAGGUUGGGCUUCUCCCUAG